AUCUGUCCUCAUAAUCAACUCUUGACUUGCAGUUUAAAUAUUUCAGUGCAUGUAUCUGGUCACGGGCACUGGAGUUAUGAUAGUCCAACUGGUCCAGAUCAUUGGGGAGGUGUCUGCAAAACGGGUUUGCGACAAUCACCCAUCGAUAUUCAGGCUGCAGAUCUUGAUUUCGAGCCAAUGCCACGAAUUCAUUUCGUUAAUUAUGCCCAUAGAGGACCGAUAAAAGUUGAAAAUAAUGGCCAUACAGUGAUGGUGAGUGGAUUUGAUAAAUGGGGUGAUAAAAGACCGUAUAUAUACGGCGGAGGAUUGGAUGCAGAAUAUGAAUUAGAACAGUAUCACUUCCACUGGGCACAGAACGAUUCGGGCAGUGAGCAUACUCUGGCAACGUUACAUUACCCUGUUGAGAUCCACUUGGUGCAUAAGAAGAGAGGCUUGGUCGAAGGUGAUAAAUUAGGCGUUGAUGGGAUCGCAGUUGUUGGUAUUUUCGGUGCACUUGGUAACAAUCCAGGACCACUAGCCGAUAUCGAACAAAGUCUGCGAGCAGUUACAACUAAUGGUAAAAGUACAUCACAAGAUGGCUAUCAACCAAUGCCAAUCCUACCGGAUGAUUUGGAAACGUUUUAUCGCUAUGACGGAUCACUCACAACGCCUGGAUGUGAUGAGGCAGUGGUAUGGACAAUUAUGUCCAAAUAUGUAUCAAUCACUCCCCAACAGCUUAAUCUAUUGAGACAAGUUAGAUUCGCAUCGGGUAGAAUCGGUGAGAAUGUCCGUCCAACACAACCGCUGAAUGGAAGGCGUAUUAAAUUUAGACCAAGCAACUACUCUUUUCAAUAUAACGUUGCUUCGUCCAUAUUUGCACCAUCGUUUUACUACAUGCUUUCACAAUUGUUUUAA
Anisakis simplex (herring worm) is the source of this 894-nucleotide messenger RNA. NCBI's taxonomy places the organism in Eukaryota, Metazoa, Nematoda, Chromadorea, Rhabditida, Anisakidae. The record is from the annotation of a GenBank genome assembly.